ACAGCCACUCCCUGUCCCACUCCCCACUCUGCCCCUUUGACUACUACAUCUACUACUGCCCAGCUCCAGGAUAGGUAACAGCCCUGCUCAGACCACUCUUCUCGGACCCCUGUACUCUUCCAGGACCUGGGCCCUGCCUCGUACCUCUCUGCCCCCCUCCGCUGACUAUCAUAUGACCGUGACCAUGGCUGACAUCAACAACGGUUAUGAACAGAAGUUCCAGACAGACAGACAUCAUAAAGAGAUUGACCUGAUCAACAGAGACCCCAAGCAAGUCAACGAGGAUGUAGUGAAGGUGGACUUUGAGGACGUGAUCGCUGAGCCUGACGGGACUCACAGUCUGGACGGGGUGUGGAAAGCCAGUUACACCACCUUCACUGUGUCCAAAUACUGGUGCUACCGUAUCCUGUCUGCCAUUUUGGGGAUCCCCAUGGCUCUACUGUGGGGCUUCCUAUUUGCCUGCCUCUCCUUCUGCCACAUCUGGGCUGUGGUGCCUUGCAUUAAGAGCUGCAUGAUAGAGUCCCAGUGUUUCAGCCGUAUCUACUCCCUGGCCAUACACAUCUUCUGCGACCCGCUAUUUCAAGCCCUGGGAAAGAUAUUCUCAAGUGUUCAGGUGGUGCUACAGAAGGAUGUGUAAGGUUCAGAAGCAUGAGUCAGAUUAAUAAUUGGAUAGGAUAGUGAUGGUACUUCCCGGUCUACUCGCCACCCUAAAGUAGGCUACUUCCCUGGCCACAUGUCUGGUUGCUGAUGCUGGGUCUGAGUCUGACUCAUUUUCCAAAAAGAGCUUGUGAUUGAUAGAGAUUAGUGUGUUCAAUCAGAAGACAAAAAGAAUAGUGCUCUUAAUUUGAUCUCUCUUUUGUUGCUGAGAAUUGCAAACUUUUAGUGUAUUCAAGGUUUAAAAUGCCUUCUAAAGUUUUUAAUUUCCACAUUAAAAUGUCAGAAUUGACUUUCCUUAACUAAAAAUGUUUCAAGUUCCUGUUGUUGCAGGAUUAUUUUCCUGCUGUGGCAAACUGGCUUAAAAUAAGGUCCUACUUUACAUUUGUACAUGUAGAUGGGGGGUCAAUUAUGGUCUAUACAACAUAGUACACUACAAAAAACACUCAUCCAUGAUUGAUUGAUUUAAUGGUAUUCCAUACUCUAUUUUACAAACUUUAUUAAAAAAAAUAGAUUUA
Molecule: messenger RNA, 1172 nt
Organism: Salmo salar (Atlantic salmon)
Lineage: Eukaryota; Metazoa; Chordata; Actinopteri; Salmoniformes; Salmonidae
Product: caveolin-3
Biological process (GO): cell differentiation; regulation of cytosolic calcium ion concentration; regulation of membrane potential
Cellular component (GO): focal adhesion; caveola; sarcolemma
Molecular function (GO): transmembrane transporter binding; molecular adaptor activity
Source: RefSeq, a predicted model, not a curated record